AUGAGACCCUCUUGGGCUCUCGUAGGCGCCCUCGCGACCAACAGAACCUACCGCGGCGUCGCCGAGGAGGCGAAGCCGGAGUGGCGCGUCCCCAAGUAUGGCGCCCAGCCCGGCCCGGACUACAUGGUGGACAACACGGACAACUACUACGGCGUUGCGCCGGACAAGGGAUCCAAGAGCGGCCCCGUGUGGGCCGAGUCUGGCACCUUCGAGCGCUUCAUGGCCGACUCUCGCGCCGAGGCGCCGGAUGUCCCGGUUGCCGUCGUCAACCACACCUUCAUCGAUGUUGACGGGAACACGACCGUCAUGGAGAUGGAGUCGGAGCUGUUCAGGCUGGCCGACAACGGCUGGUGGCUUCCGGAGCUGUCCGGCCUCGGCAAGCAACCCAUAGUCGGUGGUGACUACAAGUUUUUCCGCAACGUCAAGGACUACGGCGCCACCGGCGGAGGUGAGAAGGACGACACCGAAGCCAUUAAUGCGGCCAUCGAGGAUGGGAACCGCUGCGGCAACACAUUCUCCCAGGGUGCCAUCAUCUACUUCCCGCCCGGCGUCUACAAGAUUUGCACACCCAUCAUCCAGCUGUAUUUCACUCAGUUCUUCGGUAACCCACACGACCUGCCGGUUAUCAAGGGAUGCGACAAGUUCAAGGGGAUUGCCCUCAUCGAUACGGAUCCGUAUAUAGAGGACGGCAAUGGCGCAAACUGGUACAUUAACCAAAACCAAUUCUUCAGGGGCAUCCGCCACAUGAGGUUCGACAUGACCGAGAUGCCCAAGGAAACCAACGACCAGGACCAGGACCUCGUCCCGACCGGAAUCCACUGGCAGGUGUCCCAGGCAUGCAGUCUCCAGAACCUCAUCUUUGAGAUGCCGGAGGCCACCGACGACGAGAAGCCAACCCACGUCGGUAUCUUUAUGGAAAACGGCAGCGGCGGCUUCGUUUCCGACCUGGUCUUCAAAGGCGGAAACAUCGGAUGGCGAGCUGGGUCGCAGCAGUACACCGUCAUCAACCUCAAGUUCGAGAACUGUCUCACGGCCAUCCAGAUGAUCUGGGACUGGGGAUUCAACUGGCAGAGAGUUCAGAUUGACGGUGCCGCCAUCGGCUUCAACAUCAGCGGCGCUGGAGGCAUUGACGGGCAAGGCGUUGGUUCCGUGUCCAUCAUUGAUUCGACACUCCGAAACGUUGAAACCGCGAUCCUCACAAACUCCGGCCCAACCUCUCCCAACAUCGUCAUCGACAACCUGGAAAUGUCCGGCGUCGGGGCCACCGUAAAAGAUACCGACGGCAACGUCAUCCUCGGCUCCUCUGGCCACGUCGAGCUCUGGGCGAUCGGCAAACGGUACAACGGAUACGAGGGCACCAGCACCGCAGGCGCUGUCGACGCGCCCGCGAGGCCUGAGAGCCUGCUCGAUGACGACGGCAAGCUCUUCUACCGGUCGAAGCCGCAGUACGAGGACUUCGCCGUCGGCCAGUUCCGCAUCGCCACGGAGCAUGGAUGCCGCAACGACGGCACGGGAGACAACACCAACAGUAUCAACACGUUCCUCCGGGAAGCGCAGGCCGCCGGCCAGAUCGCCUACUUCCCUGCCGGUAUCUACAGGGUCGGGGGCACCGUCCUGAUCCCGACCGGCUCGCGUGUCGUCGGUGCUGCUUGGUCGCAGAUCCAAGGAGCAGGCGCCUACUUUUCUGAUAUUCGCAACCCCCGUGUCGUGGUGCAAGUCGGCAUCAAGGGUGACGUUGGAACCAUGGAAAUCACCGACAUGAAAUUCAACGUCCAGGGUGCCACCGCGGGUGCCAUUGUGCUCGAGUGGAAUGUCAAGGCAGUUCGGAAAGGCGCGGCCGCCAUGUGGGAUUCCCAUGUGCGAGUGGGUGGUGCAACCGGGAGUGACCUCGACGUGGAUACGUGCCCGAAGCACGAGUUCAACGAAGGCUGCAUCUGCGCGGCUUUGCUGUUCCACGUGACGCCCCAAGCGAACGGAUACUUUGAAAACGUCUGGAUCUGGCUGGCCGACCACGACAACGACAUGGUCGUAUCCGACAGCCCCGACAAGCUCGUCAACCAGAUCAGCAUCUACGCGGCACGCGGAACGCUGAUCGAGUCCGAGGGACCUUCGUGGUUCUACGGGACCGGCUCGGAACACACCGUCAUGUAUCAAUACCAGCUCUACGGGGCCAAGGACAUCUACCUCGGCCACAUCCAGACGGAAACCCCAUACUACCAGCCCGUGCCUGUGGCCCCGCUUCCGUUCAAAGACGGCCGCGAGUUUCCCGGCGAUCCGUCUUUCGAAUCUUGCACGACAAUCGGCUGCCAGGAGGCAUGGGGCCUCCGGGUCAUCAACUCGGAAAACGUCCUCCUCCACGGCGCCGGCAUGUACAGCUUCUUUCAGGAGUACUACCAGGACUGCCUCGACACCUUUGACUGCCAGGAACGCCUCUGCGAGGUCAAGGGCAGCAAGGGCGUCACCAUAUUCAACAUAUUCACGGUGGCGACCGUGGAGAUUGGGACGGGAAUCAACGGCGGCGCCAUCAUGCAGGAAGACGGCAACCAGCGCGGCUUCACCACCGAGAUCAGCGUUUGGAUCCCGCUUGAAGGUGACGAUGAGUUCGAUGUCGUCUAUGUCGGGCCAGAAGUCUGGCAAACCCCCGCCGUCACUUGCCCGGCGCCAUGCGUCCUGGUGUUCCCGACGAGCUCGCUGAGCUCUUCCACGACCAUAUCGCCGCCCCCUUACACGACCUCGGUCGAGUACGGCCACAUGGACACCACGACCAUCGACGGCCAGGUCGUCACCACCUUCGUCACUACCAUCACAACCAUCACCAUCACCGUCGACCCCAUCAGCACAGACGGCAUGCCCUAUUCCAACGUCAACAUCACCCAGGGACAGACUUCCAGCGCCCUCACCGUCCACCCAAGCCUGUCCAUCCCUCCCGUUCCCGUGCCCCUGCCUGACGGAGAAGGCGGCACGACCACGCGCACGCUGCAGCUGCCCCCCUGGCCCGAUAUGACGAGCGGGCCGCCCGAGAGCUGGGGCAACGGCCCCGGAGAGACCUCCGGCACCGUGUCGGGCGAGUUCCGGACGCCGUACGUCACGACCGUGUCCGCGUCGGCGGCCACCGUCCUCACCCUCUCCUUCCCCUCGUUCGUCACGGCCAGCCCGGUAUCGUGCCCGCCCCAGAGCGAGAUCGUCUUCGCCACCCCCAGGACCACCAUCACCACGCUGUGCGCCGAGAGCACAAUCAUCAGCCUCCGCUUCACCUGUCCGCCCACGCGCGUCGUGACUUUCCUGGCGCCGUCGACCGCCGUCUUCACCGCCGACUGCGCCCUCGCCACGUCCUUCGUCAACACUCCGCCCGCAGAGGGGGACGAUGAUCUCGACGUGGACGCCCCGGACCCGACUGACCCGGACAGACCCCCGACCGUGACCGAACCGUUGCCUACCUGGACGGAGUACCCGCCGGGUCAGAUCGAGACGGUCGAAGAGGACGUCGAGGAGGAUGAUGACGAUGACGAUGGCAUCGGCUUCCUGACGCCUUGCAACCUCUGGUUCUUCAAUAUUUGCAUCACCUUCCCUGGCAUCCGCAUCGGCGGCAUCCGGUGGAUACUCCCACCGGGCGUCUAUCCCGGCCCUCGUCCACCUCCCGUGCGCCUCCCGACCCCCUGGAUUUUGCCUCCGCCACCAAUCUCAUUCCCUCCCAUCACGGUCGGCCGCGACGGGAGAGUCACGUACUCCAAGUCUGGAGAAUGCGAAACGGCGACGGCAUCCAUCUGCUCCACGUCCAUCACCGUCUCUCUCUCGCCCGGCCCAACGACCACCCGGACCGUCACCUCCACGCUCUCGUCCUGCGAGGAGAUCCGCGGGUGUGGCGUUCGAGACAGCGACGCCACCACGACGACCACCACGUCGCCCGACUCCUGCCCGCUGCCCACGCAGGACGCGAAGAAGCGCGAGGAGCCGGGUCGCGCCGUCGCGUCCGACGAAUCCGCCGAGGAAGAAGCCCUGGAGCGCCGUCAGGUCGAGCCGCUGCCGCCUCCGGGGUGCCCGGACGUCGCCAUCAUCUAUCCCGCGGACAACGAGGACGUCGGCGGCAUCGUUCGGAUCCUGGACGAGGCCGGCUUCACCGAGGGUAGUGACACGCGGCAGUACCGCCAGAUUGGGUCGACCCAGUCGCAGUUCACCCUCUACUUCUGGGUCUCGUUCCUGGACGCAGAGACCAAGAAGGCUCUGGAAGACUCGGGUACCGUGGAACACUGCUACUACCCGCGACAGUGGAACGCCGGGGUGGGACCCUGGGAUCCCUUCGAGGGCUUUGAAGACGAAAGCUUCCACGAAGAAGGCUUCCAAGACGGGAGCCCCGGCAUGGCCUCCCACCCUCACCAUCUGCCUAGGCAUAUCCCCGAAGAUGCCUCCGAGUACACCGUGCUGACGACAGUCAACUCCUCCCGAACCGUUGUCGAGGACGACGGAACGCCGACUGUCCUCAAAGCACGAGCACCCACAACAGAUGCAGACGCGAAGAUCUAUCACCUGGCCCAGGUCUCGCUGCCGCCGCAGACGGUCUGGAAACAGCCCGGCACGGGUGUGAGAACCGCCGGACAAUGGAACUACCGCCUCGACGACGUAAACGUCGGGAAUGCAAACCAAUGGGUCUACGUUAUCGGCGAGACGGGGUAUUGGAACGCUCAUGCGGAACAUACAGGAAUAGGACAAGACCGACUCAGCACGCUGUAUCCGCCGGGACCAAACUACGGCGUCGACCCCAUGACGCUCAAUCCCGCAGACCCUCGCUUCAAGCACGGGUCCGCCGUGGUAGCCUCGAUCAACGGCAACGUCUUGGGCCUCUGCAAGACGUGCAGGGUCCGCACAGUUCCCGCCGGAGGCGCCUACGCGAUGAACAUGCCCGUGAACCGUCGCGGCGAUCGUCUGGCCGAGCGGGUGCUCCAGCAGCUGACUGCCGUGUACGAUGAGAUCAUGGCCAACCCGACCCGCAAGGGCCGGGCCGUCAUCAACAUGAGCUGGGGCAUCCAAGUGGGCCAGAUGCCGCGACCCUUCUUUACCACGUGGUUCAAGAUGCUGCGGAAGCUCGACCAAGAGUGCCAAGUAGUCCUCGUGGCGGCUGCGGGCAACGAUGCCACCGGGCCGGGACAGGCACCGGACAAGUAUCCUCAGCGGUUCGCCGACCCGACCGACAUCUUCGGCCACCUGCCCAACCUCGUCGUCGUCGGGGCGACGGAUGCCAACAUCGUCCGCGCCGCGUACAGUUUCGAAGCCCCUUGGCUCACGACAUUCGGCCCCGGGACCGUCUACGCACCCGAACUCAACAUCAUGUCUCCGUACAUAUACAGACACGGAACUUCGUUCGCUGCCCCGCAAGUCGCCGGCCUCGUGGCAUACUACCGAGCCAUGCCGUCUCCUUGGCAAGCUGACCUGACGGAACCCGCCAACGUCAAGAAACUCAUCCGUCUGUUCCACCGCCGCCUCGCCGCCGUGCCCGAAAAGGACGCGAACGGCAAUCCCAUCCCCGUCCGGGACCGAUCUUGCCUGAGAACGGACGACUACAACGACCUCACGUGGCCCGGCCGCAACCUCUGCCCGACCAUCAACGACCUCUCCACCCAAGCCGACACCGGGCAGACGGUCGAUCCCUGCGGUCCGGGCGUCGGCGGCAACCCGACGAGGAGGAGGAGGACGUACGUCAAGCGACAGGACGGCGGGUCCUGCCCCCUGAUCCCCGACCCGCCCCCGGGCUCCGGCUCCGGCGGCGGCGGGGGCAACGGCCAGACCGUCUCCUUCACCUCGGGCCCCCAGCCGUCGCCGACCUGCUCGGCCGCCGGCGGCUGCGGCGGCACGCUCUGCAAGGGCUUCUGGUGCAACCCGCGUCCGACGGGCGUGCCCCCCGACUACCACGACCCCAAGGACCCCAACAGCAGCGGCGCGUCCGCGUCGACCAAGACCAUAUCGGACCCCCCAGAGGGCACGUUCGAACCGUCGCCCCCGUCGUCGACGUCGGUGGUGCCUACGACGACGUCGGGGCCCACGACCACGCAGGCGCCUCCGCCACCCGCGAACCCUCCCUCCAGGUUCAUCAUCAUCGUCUUCUCGGAGCUCUCCAUCCCCGUCCAGAUGGGCCCUUGGGACUACGACCGCAACUGGGUCGUCUUCUCCGCCGCCCCCGACGGCCCGGGCAUCGACAUGUGCUUCGACAAGGCCCACGAGAGCGUCGAGGACGACGGCGUGACGGCGUCGGACCCGGGCUUCCCGCGGGACAUCGAGUUCGACAUGGACGGCCGCGGCUGCAAGUACACCGGCACGAGGUCCGCGCUCGGGUCCAUGGCCUGCGACGGGGUCCGCGACAUCCGCUGCCGGGAGGAGGACUUUAAGGACUUUUGCCCGCCCUUGAACAACCCGACCAUGGUCUCGAGGGUGCUCUGCGAGUGGUAG
This is a messenger RNA of Colletotrichum karsti, 6438 nucleotides long. RefSeq names its product putative glucan 1, 3-beta-glucosidase. The transcript has 29 exons. The record is from RefSeq and is a predicted model, not a curated record. The coding region runs from base 1 to 6438 and encodes 2145 amino acids. Gene Ontology annotation, biological process: proteolysis. Gene Ontology annotation, molecular function: polygalacturonase activity; serine-type endopeptidase activity. NCBI's taxonomy places the organism in Eukaryota, Fungi, Ascomycota, Sordariomycetes, Glomerellales, Glomerellaceae.